GUGAGUUUUUAAUUGCAUUAUUAAAAUUGUCACUUGUGAGUGCACUGUAAGUUGUAGACAUUACUGUAAUACCAAGCAAGAUGUUCAGACAGUUAGUUAAAUUAUUGAAUCCAAGCAAAUUAAAUUUGAAGUUUCAAAGAUUUUACUCUCCUCACAAUGACCCUUGUGGUUUGCCUCCUUACCAUUCUUGGGACCCCAAUGCAGAUGGCCUUUCAUGUGAGGGUAAAAUUGCUGAUGGGUCAGGUUUAAUUCUGGGAGUGUAUUACGAUGAAAAGGACUAUUUAAAUCAAACCAUCUGUUUAACAAAAGCUGCAGCUUUGUUCAAUCACAAUAUCAAUGGGAAGCUAGUUGAACAGUUGAAGGCUUUUGGUCCAUUGCCAAAGUUGGGGGAAGUUAGAACUUUUACCCAACUAGAUCCUGCUUACAACUUGGUGACGGUUGUUGGUCUUGGAGACAACAAUGUGGGGUAUGUAAAGCAGGAAGCACGAGACGAAGCUAAAGAGAACAUCAGGAAAGCUGUAGGAGUAGCGUGUAGAGUGUUACAAGACCACUUUGUUGAUAAAGUUUAUGUGGAAGGAUUUGAGGAUCCUGAGUCAGCUGCAGAAGGAGCUGUGCUGGCUCUAUGGGGCAAUCAGCACUUGAGAGACCCUACAAACCGGACCAUUAAAGUACCAGAUAUCAUGCUGUAUGGGGAUUGUGAUUGGAAAAAGUGGCGUAUUGGCUUGGAAAAAGCUGAAGCACAAAACUUUGCAAGAAGGUUAAUGGAGGCCCCGGGAAACUUGAUGACUCCCAGGAAAUUUGCCUAUGCUGUAGUUCAGUCACUUUGCAAAACCAGUGUUAAUGUCACAUUACGGGGAGAACAAUGGCUGAGAGAAAAUAAUAUGAAUGCUUUCCUCACAAACACUCAAGGAUCUCCACAACCACCAUGCCUUCUGGAAAUCGAUUACAAUGGUUGUGAUUCAUCUGUUCCUCCAAUAGUUUUGAUCGGUAAAGGUUUAACAUAUAACAGUGGGGGUCUCUGUCUAAAAACAUGUGACCAACAAAAGUACAUGAGAGGAGACAUGGCAGGAGGAGCAGUUGUUGUAGCCGCUUUUAAAGCUCUGGCAAACCUUGGUUUACCAGUAAACGUUCGUGGUUUAAUACCUUUGGGGGAAAACAUGCCUGGCGGAACAGCAGGGAGACCUCGGGACAUUGUUAAAUCUACAAGUGGAAAAUCAAUAUUAGUUGCCAACCAAGAUUUUGAUGGAAAUCUUUUGCUGGUCGACACAAUCUGCUAUGCUCAGCGUUUUAAACCUAAAUACAUUGUCAGUUUAACAACAAUGAGCAAAGAAAUUCGUACUUCAUUUGAUCUUGCUUGUUCCGGUCUAUUUAGCCGAAAUGAAAAGCUGUGGCAACUACUUAAAAUAUCUGCUGUCCACUCUGGAGACAGACUAUGGAAGUUACCGCUGUGGCAAAUGUACGAGAGAGAAAUAAAAGAUGUCACAUGCUCUGACCUUUCAAACCUGGUGAAGUAUGAGAAAGGAUUAGCUUGUUCUAAUGCUCAGUUUCUAAACCAGUUUACUUGUAAGGACAACUGGGCGCAUAUAGACAUGUUUGGGGUGAUGUACGAGAUAGGGAAGACACCUUAUUUGAGAAGAGGAAUGUCAGGCAGACCUACAAGAACUUUGAUCGAAUUCCUUGGACAAAUAGCUUACCCUCCACUGGACAUUAUUGAAAAAGAACAAUCUGCAGCUGAAGAGACAGAAUAAAACUGAAAGUGGCAAAAGAAGCUGAUUUAAAAUUACUUGUCAUAACUGGGUGCUGAUUGGCGAAUCAGUAAAUGGAAUUGGGUGGAAUAAUUUGAAAUUUUGUUAGCAAACUCUGUUUUGAUUUAACUUAUACAUUCUUGAACUAAAUAGUUGUACUAAUAAAAUAUUGGUCACUUA
Molecule: messenger RNA, 1925 nt
Organism: Macrosteles quadrilineatus (aster leafhopper)
Lineage: Eukaryota; Metazoa; Arthropoda; Insecta; Hemiptera; Cicadellidae
Product: cytosol aminopeptidase-like
Exons: 1
Coding region: 81-1748 (555 amino acids)
Biological process (GO): proteolysis
Cellular component (GO): cytoplasm
Molecular function (GO): metalloaminopeptidase activity; manganese ion binding
Source: RefSeq, a predicted model, not a curated record